CUCAGCCCAAGCAGUUUCUACAUCGGCUUGCAGCAUGAAACACCUCAAAGCCCUACUUGUAGCAAACCGGGGGGAAAUCGCCUGUCGACUCCUGGUAGCCGCCAAAAAGCUUGGCAUUCGCACGGUAGCUAUCUACACCGAAUCGGACUCGCAAUCAGGUCAUGUUGGUGCCGCGGAUGAGGCAGUUCUCCUGACCGGGGAUGCCAGAGCCGCGUACCUUGAUGGAGAGCAGAUCAUCGCCAUCGCCAGGUCCCGGGAUGUGCAGGCCAUUAUCCCCGGCUAUGGGUUUCUCUCCGAAAACGCCGCCUUUGCCCGGGCAGUUGCCGCGGCGGGCCUGAUCUUCGUCGGGCCCUCGCCUGAGGCGAUCGAGUCUUUCGGUCUCAAACACACGGCCCGAGUGCUAGCGCUGGAUGCAGGGGUACCCGUGGUGCCCGGAUCCCCAGGCCUCGUGUAUUCAGAAGAUGCCGCUGUGGAGUUGGCUCAACAGCUCGGCUACCCGGUGAUGCUGAAGGCCACCGCCGGCGGGGGCGGCAUGGGCCUGAUAGCAUGCACCACCCAGGCAGAGCUGCGCCAGAACUUCCAGUCCACUAGGUCUCGCGGGGAGUCGUUGUUCAAGAACGCUGGCGUCUUCCUGGAACGAUACUAUUCGGAUAGUCACCACAUCGAAGUGCAGGUCUUCGGCAACGGACAAGGACAAGCCAUCAGCAUCGGGGAAAGGGAGUGCUCCAUCCAGCGCCGGCACCAGAAGGUCGUGGAGGAGUGCCCCAGUCCCUUUGUGACGCAACGAUUUCCAGAACUCCGAGCUAAGCUGACAGAGGCCGCGGUGGCGCUGGCGGAGAGCAUCCAAUAUGGCUCCGCCGGCACAGUCGAAUACCUGGUGGAUGAUGAGUCUGGGGACUUCUUCUUCCUGGAGAUGAACACGCGACUACAGGUCGAGCACGGAGUUACUGAGAUGUGCUACAACGUGGAUCUGGUCGAGCUCAUGUUGCAACAAGCUGACUACGAGCUCGGUGGGUUCGGCGGCAUUCCAGCGGAGGAGCUAAAAGUCUGGCAAGCACAGUGGCUGGAGCCACACGGACAUGCUAUCGAAGCACGAGUCUAUGCCGAGAAUCCGGCUAGAAACUUCGCUCCGAGUCCCGGUCUACUGCAAGAGGUGACCUGGCACGAGCUCCCCGGAACCCGAAUUGACACUUGGGUCAGGGCUGGUCUCACGGUUAGCCCUGACUAUGACCCCCUCCUGGCCAAGAUCAUCUAUCACGCACCCACUCGAUCCGACGCGGUGAUCGGCAUGAGAGAAGUGCUCGCAGAGAGCGUCAUUUGCGGCGCCCCAGUCAAUCUCGACUACCUCUCUGCGAUUGUCGACGACGGCCGAUUCUGCAAGGGCCAUACCAUGACCAAGUUCCUCGACUCUCUGCAUUAUGCCCCUGCAGCCAUUGAUGUCAUAUCCGGCGGAUCAUACACCCUCGUGGAGGACUAUCCCGGGCGGCCGUUCGUCAGCCACGGCUUCGGUCAUGCCGGUCCGAUGGAUCCCAUCGCCUUUCAAGCGGCGAAUAUCCUUGUGGGAAACCCGCCGACUACCGAGGCGCUGGAGAUCACCCUGGUGGGCCCGGAGCUUCUGUUCCUCGGAGACGCGGUGGUAGCGCUCUGUGGCCCUCCCAUCCCUGCGACGCUGGAUGAUCAAGAGCUCGCCGAAUGGACGCGCGUCAGGGUCCGAGCCGGACAGAGGGUCAAGAUAGGGAGACUGGCGGCCCAAUGCCGUGUCUACCUGGCUGUCUAUGGCGGAUUUCUCAACGUCUCAAGCUGGUUCGACAGCAAAUCAACUAACCCGCUGGUCGGAGUCGGCGGGUAUCAAGGUCGACCCCUCCGCGCUGGCGAUUUCUUGCAGAUUGUCUCGCAAGACCAGCUGCCGGAAGCACAAGCCGUCCGCAUGCCACGCUCCCUUAUCCCUCAAUACUCUAACGACUGGGUGAUUCAAGUCAUGCCUGGGCCGUACGAGACCGGUUAUCUGACCCCGAAAGCCAUCGAGAUGUGCUUUUCGACCACCUGGACGGUGAGCCACAAUGCUGCCCGCGGUGGCAUCCGCCUCAUUGGGCCGCGACCGGAGUACGCGCGUGGCGACGGGGGAGAUGGAGGAUCCCACCCGAGUAACGUCUUUGAAUAUGGAUACCCAAUGGGCGGCCUGAACUGGACUGGGGACGAGCCGGUCCUAUUUCCGGUGGAUUGUCCAGAUUUUGGCGGCUUCGUGUGCAGUCUGACCGUCAUCCGGGCGGACUUCUGGAAGCUCGGCCAGCUUCGCGCGGGAGACACCGUCCGGUUCCACCGCGUCGACCUCGAUACUGCGUUGGCGUGCAGGCGCAGACACGAGCGUUUUCUGCAGAGCCUCGUUUCUUGUGUAGAGAACAACUCGUGGGACGAUCCUAUCGCUUUUAAAGACGCGGCCCUGAAUUCCCUUGCCUAUGCCGCGAGUCAGGACGUGGUCGCUUCCUUGGACGCCACUGAGACGCAGCCCAAGGUGACCUACCGUUCUGGAGCGGACGACUACCUCCUCGUUGAGUACGGCGAUGGCAACUUGGACCUGGAGAUGAAGUGUCGGUCGACGGCCCUGAAACGCGCCCUGGAGUCGGCCACCGGGGCGAUCUCCACCAGCCGGGACCAAGGCGGCCAGAUCUACAACCUCGUCGCGUGCGGUAGCUCGUUGGCCGUCUGGUACAAUGGAAUCAAGCUUGCGCGAGCUGAUCUGGUCCACCGACUGCUUGAGAUUGAACACACGUUGGGGGACAUGCGCGCGGUGCGAUUCCCCAUCCGUCGCUACCAGCUCCCCGUCACCUUCCAGCACCACAAGCUGGUCGAGAUGGUUGAGCGCUACACGACCACCCAGCGGUCGAGCGCAGCGUACCUUCCGGAUAGCUUCGCGUAUGUGGCCGAGUUCAACGGUAUGACCCCACAGGAGCUCAAGAAUGUUCUACUGGCGGCCGAAAACGUUGUGCUCGCGGUGGGAUUUAUCAUGGCCUUGCCCGUUGCCGUGCCCCGAGAUCCCCGCCUCCGCAUCCGCACCCCGAAGAUGAACCCCAGUCGCAACUACACCCCUGCCGGCUGCUUUGCAUACGGAGGCUCCUCUAUUUCCAUAUACCAGGUCGAUAGCCCCGGCGGGUAUAUGCCACUGGGCAUGUCUCUCCCGACGCUCGACCUCUACGGCACGAAUUCGGUCUUUCAGCAGCAGGCCUGGCUGAUCCAGGAUAUGGAUACAAUCAGCUUUUUCGAAGUGUCAGAGGAGGAAUAUGACAGGAUAUUGGCGGACCUGCGUGCGAGACGGUAUCAAUUCCAGGUCGAGGACGGUGUCUUCGACAUGGCCGAAUACCGUCAACUGCUGAAGGAGACCGAGGGGGAGGCUGAGGCAAUCCGGCAGAAGCAGCUCGUGGCAGCCGCCCAGGCGACGGCAAGGGAGAAGGCUCUCCUGGAUCAAUGGGUGGCGGAGAAAGAUGCAAUGGUGCCUGAUGAUGAUGAGGUAGCACGCUUACUGCAGGACGCGACAAUUCAAGCGGUCGAAGCCCCGACCAGCGCGAACGUGUGGAAGGUGCUUGUUGAGCCAGGUACUAAGGUAGCCCAAGGCCAGACGCUCGCGAUCUUGGAGGCCAUGAAAAUGGAAAUCAAUGUGAAUGUAGCUCCGGAAAUUGCGGGUGCCACCGUGGUGAAGGUCUUGGUCCAGCCGGGGGGUAGUGUACAUGGUGGUCAACCGGUCAUACUGCUGCAACAACAAGGACAAGAAGUGUGA
Molecule: messenger RNA, 3772 nt
Organism: Aspergillus japonicus CBS 114.51
Lineage: Eukaryota; Fungi; Ascomycota; Eurotiomycetes; Eurotiales; Aspergillaceae
Product: bifunctional urea carboxylase/allophanate hydrolase
Exons: 4
Coding region: 35-3772 (1245 amino acids)
Molecular function (GO): metal ion binding; ATP binding
Source: RefSeq, a predicted model, not a curated record